Messenger RNA from Castor canadensis (American beaver), 317 nucleotides. Lineage: Eukaryota; Metazoa; Chordata; Mammalia; Rodentia; Castoridae. The record is from RefSeq and is a predicted model, not a curated record.
GCAUUCGCCCCUACAAAUGUGACGUCUGCAACAAAGCCUUCACACAGCGCUGUUCCCUUGAGUCGCACCUGAAGAAGAUCCACGGUGUGCAGCAGCAGUAUGCCUACAAGCAGCGUCGGGACAAGCUCUAUGUGUGUGAGGACUGCGGCUACACGGGCCCCACCCAGGAGGACCUGUACCUGCACGUGAACAGUGCCCAUCCAGGCAGCAUGUUUCUCAAAAAGACAUCCAAAAAGUUAGCAGCUCUUUUGCAGAGCAAGCUGACAUCCACACACCAGGAGAACACCAACCUGAAUGAGAAGGAGGAGAAGAAGUGA